Messenger RNA from Macrosteles quadrilineatus (aster leafhopper), 4340 nucleotides. RefSeq names its product LIM domain transcription factor LMO4-A-like. The coding region runs from base 834 to 1601 and encodes 255 amino acids. Lineage: Eukaryota; Metazoa; Arthropoda; Insecta; Hemiptera; Cicadellidae. The transcript is spliced from 6 exons. The record is from RefSeq and is a predicted model, not a curated record.
GCAGCAGCUAGUUGCACCUACGGCCGCUCGCCGUCACAGCGCUAGCGUCGCAGCCGCCAUCUGCCGAGCGCCAGUCGAGCUGUGGACUCCGGAGAGAGAGCAUCGCGUCACCACGGGUUUGUGUGCGUGCUUGUUUACAUCUUUGUGUCAUCGACGUUUGACCUGACUCCAGUAUCGACUGUCCGAGGAGACGGUAGUUCACUCAUCGUCAGAAUUGUGUUGGUGAACGUCAGUGUGUAGGAUUUCGUUGUCUAGCAAUUUGAUUAAGAGGUAGGCUAGCUUUGAACGUGAAUCGAUUGAAUUCUAUUCAACGAGUGUAAUUUCUUUGUUGUGUUCUCGCUGUUUAACUGUAUCGUGUUGUAUAUUCACUCUAAAUACAUUUAGAUAACAUUUUCAUAACCAAUCCUGAAUCUCUGAACGUAAUUUGUGUCAAUUCCACGUAGUUCUCUGUAAACAUACACUGUACUGUCCUACUGUCACAAUGGGGUACUUAGCACGAGGUACUGUCAGCUGUUUAAGUCACGUGUUGUAAACAAACGUUAGGCCUAACCUAACCUAACAUCACUGCGCACGGCGUGGGACUUUGUCGCAGUCCUUAGUUUGACAGAUCAUUCAAGGUUAUUUGUACAAAAGAGCCCUUACCGCGGGGGGUAGGCUUUGAAAGGAUCUUUUCUCUAUUGCCAUUAUUGACAAGCCCAGGCGGUACGCUAAAGGAGGCUACCUAAUUGCUUGAAGCCCAGUUGCUACCUGCCCUGCUAAAAAGGUCUCGGCUAGCGGCCGCUUACUCCACCAUACAGUUAUAAGAGAUAGUCAAGCUGGCCGCCACCACGACUAUGAACCCCCACUACCACCCCUACACGGAGUUAAGCUCCCCCCACUCCCCGCCACCGGACAACAGUAGCUACCACGGUGGAGGGCAAGGUGGGGGAAACCUCAGCAACGGCCACGGUCACGUGAUACCCCACCCUCCACACCACGAGCACCACCACCACCAGCACCCGGCCUUCCAACAACCCCACCACCAACUGCACCAUCACCACCACCACCACAUGAACAACAACAACAAUAACAAUAACAACAACAACCAGAACUGCGGCAACGUGAAGGUGUGUGCGGGCUGCGGGGGCAAGAUUGUGGAGAGGUUUCUGCUGCACGCGUUGGACCGCUAUUGGCACAACAGUUGUCUCAAGUGUUCAUGCUGUGGAGCGUUGCUCGCCGACCUCGGCACCUCGUGCUUUACCAAGGCCAACAUGAUACUCUGCAAAGCGGACUAUAUCAGGUUGUUCGGCAACACAGGCGCCUGCUCAGCGUGUGGACACACCAUCCCUGCCAGCGAGUUCGUGAUGAGGGCAGGGGCUCCCGGCGCCACCAGCGCCCCCCAGCAGCCAGGGGCGCCACCGCACCACGUGUUCCACCUCAAGUGCUUCGCCUGCAGUAAGUGCGGGGCGCAACUAGUACAGGGUGACAGGUACUACCUACUGGCCGGCAGCCUGGUCUGUGAACAGGACUGGCAUAAGCUGCUGAAGGGGUCGGCGGUGACCGCAGGCACCACGGGGGUCCGCAAAGGCAAGGUGGGACGACCUAGGAGGAGUCGCGACUGAAACCAAGGAUCGGUGGUGCCGCCGUUUUGAGAGAUCCUCGGUACAUUGGACCAUGUACAUAGUACAUAUGGUGGCCACCCCGAUGUACAUUGUACAUAGUGGUCUCAUAGACCGAUGUACAUAGACGCCGCGUCCGUCGUCCAAUCGUUCUUCAGCACUUGAUUUCCUCAGAGAAUUGUUUAAAUAACAUGUUAGCUGUUAAAUUGAUCCACCGAAAUGUCAACACUUAGACACGUCGAGUAGUUGAUUCUAACUGUCCAAUCGGAAAUUAUUGCACAGUCUCUUGAUGAUAUUGUUCUGAUUACCGAUCAGUGUAGCUUUAAAUUACAACAAUGUUUAGUGUUUAAAUUUUAUAAGGUGUAAAUUUUAAGAGUCUUUACCUAUCCAACUGUGCGAUUUAUAUCUUGGAGGUUCUAACUCAACUCAGGGACAAAAAAUUAAAAUUAAUAACCGAAGUUACAAUUUAUGGUAAACAUACAUUAAGAUCACACUCAUUCAAUUAUAUAUUGUCCUUGUGAAUCAGAUGAUGACAAUUAUUAUACUGUGUUAUUGUCCGGUAGCUCAUGGAUACGUUGAUAUCAUAAAAGUUAUUUUACUAACGAAAUCUAAAUCUAUUACAAAUAAAUAGGCUACAAUAACUUAUUCAAUAAUUGGAAACUUCUGAUGUUUUUACUCAUACAUCUUUAUUAAAUACUAAAGCAAAGACUGUUAAAUUUUCCCAAAAUGACAGAAAUAUCUCGUAAAUAUAAACUUAAUAUGACGUCAUCAGAAAAACAUGCUUCUGAAUUUACAAUAUAUUUUACAAUAAAUAACCUUACACCAACAUUGUUUGUUUAACGUCAAAGUCAAAGCUAUAAUUUAUCACAAAUUAUUGUUUAAAAUCAUGGGUGCCAGAAAUUGAUUCCAUAUUUUAAUGAAGGCUAUCAAGGAAACAUAUUGUUAUUUUUCUUCUGCUUUAUCAGGACAAUAUAAGAAACGGACAAAGACUCUUAAGAUUUUAAUGUUAAAGUGAUUAUUGUACUUAGUUAUUUAUAUACACUAAGGUAAAAAUUCCUUACUCUAAUGACAAUUUGUACUUAAAUUUUACGAAACGUCUGUGGCUAAUCAAAUAUAUUUUUUGUGAUAAUGGUUUAAAGCAAUAUGAUUGUGAUGCAUUUCAAAUUGUUUGGAUAUUUCUCAGAAUUCUCAUCUAAAAAAAUCUUUCAUGAUGUGACUAAGAUAAAAUCGUAGUUUUAAGUAACCUUUCAUAGAGGUUGUAAUUUUUAAUUGACGUUCAUUCGAGUUAGCGUAAAUACGGCAUCAAACCCCAUUUGUAAUGUAAUGUUCAACGAUGGAUGAUGUUAAUUCGUUUUAUUAUAUGUCUAUUUUGAGAUGUCUUCAUCUUAAUGUUGGAAUUUCGUUUGUAAAGUAUUCUUGAGAAUUUACGCAAGUUUUCUCCGACUGUGGUGUAUUGUACAUAGUCCGCUGCAAGCGUACUUUGGUUGUGUUGUUGAUUUUUGUUAUUGCAACACUGCAUAUAUUUAUUUGUUUGUUUUUAUUAACUUUGUUGAGGUUUGUCAUUUGAGUUGUUGUUAUUGGUCCGACUCAUUCGGAAAGAACAAGCAAUUUAGUCCAAUUGAUUACAGUAUUGUUUAGAAGUGUUCGAUUUCGUUUACAGAGGAAUACCGUCUGGAAAUUUUGUACUUAACUUAGUGUUAGUUUAUUUAUACACAGUAUUUUUCAUAUUGUUUUAUUCAAGCUGCCACUACCAUCUAUGCAUAGUCUAAGAGCCAAUGGCCUACUGAUACGAUUUGCACACAUCUAUGUCUUCACGACUUUAUUUGAUUGGAGUUUUCAUGUAGUUUUUUUUAUCUCAUUAGUGAACGGUUUAAACUCCUCCAGGUCCAGAAUCGAUCUCGCUCGGUAUUGAAAUAAUAUCCUUCAUAUUUUAAGGUGAGAACCAUAUUUACGUACUCGACUAUCCUGUCAGUAUGACAGUACAUAGAGACGUAGGACGAGUAGUUCCGUUUCAGAAGAUUAACCCACACAAAAAUGAUCAUAGCGUUGCUUAAUGGUAAAUAUAUUUUAAUCCUCAGUUAUCAAUUCUUUCGGGACAGCGACGCACUCUUAGUUGUAUAUUUUAAGCUGGCUAAAAAAAAGUUGAGUGUAUCAUGGAGUAAGAUAAUCAGUUGAAGCUCCGAUGAUCAAGGACGGCAAACCCAGUUCGAACUAUCAAAACGCUCUAAGGACUUUCCUAAGCAUCAAAUUCUAAUUCUAAAUAUCAUAUUUAUGUAUUUUGUUGAUUACGUGUAACCUUUUUCAAUUUUUUUUCCUAAAACAGUCUGUUAGUUGUACGGAGAGUUGAUAUUUUUUAAGAGGUUGGCGGCCUCUUUUAACCUUGCAUUUGCCCGUCCACAUAGACUACAGAUCUGUGCGUGGAACGUAUCAACUUUGGCUCUUGGACUAUCAUAUCCAGUUACCAUGGACAGUGAUGAACUGUAACUUUAUUCUGUUCACUUAUUUGACUCUUGCCCUUUAUCAUUGUUCUUGCCAUGCAGUAUAUCGCAAUCUCGUCAGUAUUUCAACAGAAGCAAUAGGCGUACAAGGAGCCAAGAACCUGCUCAAACCUUGCAAUAAGUUUGUGGCGCUAAUCGUAAGAAGUAAGCUAGGAAUUGUUAAUAUGUACAUUGCUGUAUAUUUGUUGAUGUGCCCUUGCCCGGUCCCUCAUGACUCACAAUAAAAUGGAUAUUUCCAGAAUCA